GCGUACUAUUUUUCACAAAAACAAACAAUACACUGUCAUCUCAUCACCGACGAGAAAUAUUAUUAACAGCUAUAUCAAUUUAUAUUUUUAUUUAGUAUAAAUACCUUUUUGUGUUGCACUAUAAAGACACUUACUCACAUACACAAAACCUCCAUAGAAAUGAGCUAAGUUUUGCUGUAUGAGUUACACACACCAUUCCCGUGCAUAUGAUGAAAUCCCAAAUGCGAAAGAAAUCACGAAAGCUAGCUCCAAUCGCAGCCCUAACACUCCUCCUAUCAAUCUCUCUAUACCUCUCCUUCAUCGGCGAUUCCUCCCACCACAAACUACCCCAAACUCUCCCUUCACACCACGAUCCGCCCCAAUUCGACCAAUGCGACCUGUUUUCCGGCGAAUGGGUGCCGAAUCCGGACGCCCCCUGCUACACCAAUGAGACCUGCUAUGCGAUUCAGGAACACCAGAAUUGCCUCAAAUUCGGCCGCCCCGACACCGGCUACCUCAAAUGGAGGUGGAAGCCCGACGCCUGCGACCUCCCCCUCUUCCAACCCGACCGCUUCCUCCAAUUGAUGCGGGGAAAAUCGUUAGCGUUUGUUGGUGAUUCCGUCUCCAGAAAUCACAUGCAGUCCUUGAUUUGCCUCUUGUCCAAGGUUGCUCUGCCGAAAGAGUUCUCAGAAUCUGGGAAGCAAAUAUGGCACCGAUACAGAGAGCACGAUUUCAACAUUUCAAUAUUCUGGACGCCGUUUCUGGUGAAGACCGGAAUCCUAGACCCUUCCCUCAAUCGCCCCUUCGAUAUAUACCUCGACGAGUUCGACGACACGUGGUCCGACCAGAUCGCGAAUUUCGACUACGUCAUCCUCUCCGCCGGCCACUGGUUCUUCCGGCCGAGCUACUUGUACCUCAACCGCCGCCUCCACGGCUGCGUCUACUGCCCGGAGCCGGACUCCAACAUCACGCACCUCGCGCCGUCCUUCGCCUUCCGCCGCGCCUUCCGGACGGCCCUCCGCGCCAUCAACGAAGCCGCCGGCUACGGCGGCGUGACGUUCGUGCGGACGUUCGCGCCGUCGCACUUCGAGGGCGGCGCGUGGGACCAGGGCGGGAACUGCCUGCGGACGGAGCCGUUUAGGAGGAACGAGACGGCGCUGGAGGAGCGGUUCAUGGAGAUCUACGCGAUCCAGCUGGAGGAGCUGGGAAUUGCACGGAGAGCAGAGAGGCGAAACGGAGGGAGGUAUGUGCUGUUUGAUACGACCAAGCCCAUGUUGCUGAGGCCCGAUGGGCAUCCUAGCAAAUAUGGGCAUUUGCCAGGGGCAAAAUUGGUAAUGCCCAAUGACUGCGUGCAUUGGUGUUUGCCUGGCCCCAUUGAUGCUUGGAGUGAUUUUUUGCAGGAAUUGUUGAGGAGAGAAAUGGGUCACAAAUAGAAAUUUUAUUUUGUUUCUUCUUUUUUUUUUUCAAAAUUAAGUGGAUCGGAUAAGUGGACGAGCAUAAAAAAUUCAUUAAGUAUUUUUUUUGAACGAUUUGUUUUAUUUUUCAAUAAUCUUGAUUUCUGGUGAGAUGUGAUGUAAUUAUUUACUAUAAUUUCAACUUUUGUGUGGGUGUGUGUUAUGAGAAGUUUUUUAUUAUUUGAA
Molecule: messenger RNA, 1619 nt
Organism: Salvia miltiorrhiza (redroot sage)
Lineage: Eukaryota; Viridiplantae; Streptophyta; Magnoliopsida; Lamiales; Lamiaceae
Product: protein trichome birefringence-like 19
Exons: 2
Coding region: 207-1412 (401 amino acids)
Cellular component (GO): Golgi apparatus
Molecular function (GO): O-acetyltransferase activity
Source: RefSeq, a predicted model, not a curated record